Molecule: messenger RNA, 2228 nt
Organism: Daldinia loculata
Lineage: Eukaryota; Fungi; Ascomycota; Sordariomycetes; Xylariales; Hypoxylaceae
Product: MFS general substrate transporter
Exons: 2
Coding region: 434-2143 (569 amino acids)
Biological process (GO): transmembrane transport
Molecular function (GO): transmembrane transporter activity
Source: RefSeq, a predicted model, not a curated record
GUUAAAGUUCUAUAAAUACACCAAAAUUCGGGUUAACAAUAGCAUCGACGUUUGGCCCGUACGGUGUUCGACCAGAUGGUAACAUGCUUGGCGUCCACCCUUUUUCAAGAUAUCCAGCCCCAAAUAAAAACGGGCUGAGGCAACGCAACGUGCUGAACCAGGGUACAAUCUCAUACCCCUUGUCAGUACGUAUGCCGGCAUAUCCGAACCUCGCGUUGCAUAGCGAGGUCGCAGUAGAGUAAAUUACAAGACCAAACCGUCGUGAGAAGAUGAGGUGCCCUUGGUAUCACAUAAUACGAAUUACCGGCCAAUUGCUUGGCCUUUUAAUCUCUAUAACCUCCGUAAUCCACAAAUCGACGCUCUCUCUUGCGUGAGCAUUAUCUACCUUGGUACGUAUCCAAUUGGUCAGAGACUCGAGCUCCCGGUGUCCACAAUGGGCUAUCCUGAAGCCAACACCAAUCCAGGGGCCGACAUCUCUGCUCCCGUCAUCCCAAGAGAACCGGACUUAGAACGAAACUUAGAAAAGGUCGAGGACGUAGAAAUAGUGACGGAGAUUGGGGAGCAAAAUGGAGUGGAAAAUACUGAACCAACACCGAAAAAGUCGCUUUCCUUUAAACUAGCCUUCGUAGGGCUUGCGGCAAUCCUUUUUGUCUUUCAGCUGGAUGCGACUUGUCUAGGCAUUGCCCUUCCGACCGUAGCUGGUGAGUUAAAGGGUUCGAGUUUGCAAUCAUUCUGGGCGAACCUGGCCUACACCCUAUGUGGUCUGGUCAUGCAACCAGUCUGGGCCGGUAUUUCAGACGCGUUCGGUCGAAAGCCGCCUCUCUACGUGUGCAUGGUAUUAUUCCUUAUCGGUUCCAUCAUUUUCGCCCUUGCGCAAAAUAUGAACACCGUCGUUGCCGCACGGGUCCUCCAGGGCUUCGGCGGCGGGGGAAUUGACGUUCUGACCCAGGUGAUUCUCGCUGAUAUGACGAAGCUGGAGGAACGCUCGAAAUAUCUCGGCUUGAUGGCUGUUCCUUCGGCCGUUGGCAAUAUCAUGGGACCUAGCGUUGGUGGCCUUUUUACUACGUAUGCUACGUGGAGGUGGAUUGGAUGGAUCAACCUGCCGUUCCUAGGAAUAGGGACGCCUUUGCUGUUCUUGUUCCUUAAACUUCGGCCCGUCCCGCUCGAUGCAACGCUUGCCAAGAACUUGAGGCGCAUUGACUGGAUCGGUAUGGCUCUAGUCAUUAUCGGAAUCACGAUUUUCGUUAUACCAGUCAGUUGGGCGGGCUCCUUAUUUCCAUGGGCUUCCUGGCAGACUCUCCUUCCAAUGCUCUUGGGGGCUGCGGUGCUCGUCGUCUUUGCCUUCUACGAGGCGACGCCUGCGGCACCCAUUGUUCCUCAUCGACUCUUCCACUCAAAGACCGGAAAUAUGGCGCUGCUAGGGGGCUUCAUCCAUGGAAUGGUUCUAGUCUCUUUAUUACAGUACUUGCCCUUGCUCUACCAAUCCGUAGAGCUUGAAACCGCAAUCUCAGCGGCAGUCUCGCUGUUGCCUACAUCUAUCAUCAGCGUGGUGUUCGCAGCCGUCGCAAUGAUGAUGGUCCCGUUAUUCGGAGGAUAUGCAUGGCUUCUACGACUUUCAUGGGUCAUUCUUACGCUAGGAACUGGCUUGCUAGCCCUCUUCGAUAUUGGAACCUCAUCAUCCAUGCGUUACGGGCUUCCUAUUCUUUGGGGGCAAGGUGUUGCGUUACUACGUCUCAAUAUUCUUCCUAUGCAAGCGAGCGUGAAGAAGAUUGACGACACAGGCGUAGCUAUUGGGUCAUUUCUCUCUAUUCGCAUGUUUGGAGGUCUUAUUGGUCUCACCAUCUCCUCGACAAUAUUCAGCAAUGUUUUCUCAACGUCCAUCUCUACCAGCGCAGUCCAGUUAACGGGAGCUUUAGCGCCUUUGAAAGACGCCUCAAAUGCGGUAAACUUGAUUGAAAACUUGAGAUCACUAGAUGUUUCCCUUACAACGCUAAAUCAGGUCUUGGGAGUCUAUCUGAACUGCUUUCAGACGAUAUUUUAUACGAUGACCGGCCUGAGUGCAUUGGGCUUGAUAACUUCGAUGUUCCUAGAUGAGAUUGAUCUGAAGGGACGGGAUCUUGGGAAUCAGCGUUUUGAGGAAUAGGAAUAGACAAAGACGGGGAAAGGGACUCACUCCCCUCGUAUCAAUAAUAUUUAAUCCUAAUACAAUAAUAGAUAUAUCUCAACAA